AUGACCCAGUCAACCGCCGCGACACCAGCAAGACCGUGCCUAUACUAUCGCCAAGGGAGUUGUACUCGAGGCGUCCACUGCAAGUUCUCUCACGGUAUUGCUAGCCCCAACGGGCCACCGCAGUCAUCCCAGACGGUACGUGAUCGCGGGAAGCCACUGGUCACGACGGUUUGCGGAUUCUACAGACAAGGAACCUGCAGAUUCGGAGACAGCUGUCUCUUCUCCCAUCCUAGUUCAUCAUCAGGCCAUCUCUCCAAUGGGACGGACACUCUAGCAGCCCCUGCUACUCGACCUACCGCGAAUACAAUCGUUUCUUACCGCGCACUCUCGGAAUCGACCACGUUCGGCUCGUGCAAGUUUUAUGCGCGAGGCGCAUGCAACAAGGGCACCGCGUGUCCUUUCUCGCAUCCCGCGACUGCUAUUGUUCCUAAAGGAGAGUCAGAUCUUUCGUCGAUGCAAGCAAGUGCCUUCGGAUCAGGGGAGGCAGCCAAAUCGGAUAGCACGUCUCACGAUGAACAGCCAAGCGUCGACCGAACCAAAUUUGGCUGCAAGAUCGUAUACGGUCCUGGGGGCUGCGUGCAGGACAUCGAGACUGCCUUUGAAUCCACUAUCGUCCUGCUUCACAACAUCCCCUCUUCCGUGACCCACACGCAACUUGUUGAUCUGGCGGAACCGUUUGGCCCUGUCAAAAGCGUGAUCAUCGUCCCUGCGCGCGAUGGCGUUUCUCCAACUUCGGGAAGAAUCGAGUACGUCCAAACCGCUGGCGCGGCGCGAGCAGCGGCCGAGCUGGGAAACGCGAAGGGACUUCGCGGCGCUACAGCUAGGCUAGAUCUCCGAGCCGCUGAGAGCGGUAAAGCGGUCUUGCGUAGUACAAAGGCGAAGCUCAGCUGGUUCGCCCCCAGCCUCGUGGCCUGGGCUCACUAUGCAACCCUUUCUAAGGCAAGGGAACAGGCAAAACGCCUGGAUGGACAAACUUUCCGCGGCGCGACCCUGCACGCGUCCUUCCAGACCCCAUCUCGGUACCAGCGGUCGUCCUUUUCCGUGGAGCUCAAAGGUCUGCCUCUCGAUACAUCCUCCGCAAGCCUGAAGAUCUUCACCCGAUCCGAUUCUGUGGCUCUCGGCUCCCCGAGUUUCAUGAUUGAGGAUUCGGUCCGAGAGCUGCGCAAGCUGCUCGCCACGUAUGGGUCUCUAGAAGCCUUCGAUUUCGCGCCACCCGCACAGGGGAAAUACAAGCUCGUCGCGUUCGUGCAGUUCGCGGAUGCGGAUAAAUCGGAGCGAGCGGCUGCCAUGCUCCAUACCAAGCGUCAGAGUUUCCUCCGCGGUAGUCCUAUUUUCCUAGAACUCGUCCACUCUAUCAAAUACAUGCUUCCUUCCGCUCAAUUCCAAGUACUCCGGCCUCAGAUAGACGCGCUCAGGGAGAUCCUUCAAACAUGCAAGCUACGCUACCAUGACAAGGAUGAGUACGGUCGAGAGGCAGAAAGGGUCUGCAUACGCGCUUAUGGACCUGACGCGAAGGGCUUGGGGCGGUUGAAGACGGAGAUAGAGCUCUUGCUCGCUGGGGACCCUGUCUUGGACGCGGACGGGCAGGUCGCAUGGCAUGAUCACUACUCCACGGCUAGCGGCACUCAAGUCUUGAGCAGUAUAGCGACUCAAACAGACACGUACAUCAAGUGCGACGCGCGAAUUCGGACACUUCACCUCUUUGGUGAUCAGCAUGGACGUACGGCCGCCAAAACUCGCCUCUUCGUGGUACUCGCGAAACUGCAGGCACAAGAGCACCUCUUGGAUCUGGAUCAGGAGGCGUUCCGUCGGAUGCUUCAUGGCGGAUAUCAAGAGCUGCAGACUGCUUAUGAGGAUAAAGUGCGCUUUGACGUCGUACGCAGACGGCUCGUCCUGCGAGGGGACGAAAGCGAGGUUCGCGCUAUCCGCGAAAGCGUCGCCGGCCAACUCGGCGGUGGACAGCGCGUCCGCUCAUCGAUCGAACCGGACGACGGCCAAUGCCCAGUCUGCUUUUGCGACACCGCGGAACCGCUUACAUUGCCAUGCGGGCAUUGCUAUUGUCGUGCCUGCCUGCAACACUACUUGAGCUCUGUCGGGCAGUCCCAAGGCGGAUCCCAAGUAUUCGCAGCUUGUCUCGCUGAAACCACUCAGCCCAACGGCUCACGCCGUGCCUGUGGUCGAGGUGUUCCCCUUGGCAUCAUCCGCUCUUUGUUGUCGCCAGGAGAGGAAGAACAGCUGCUCGAAGCUACACUCCUAUCUCACGUCCACAGUCGUCCCCAGGAGUUCUAUUAUUGUCCCACGGCCGACUGCCAGACGAUCUAUCGCUCGUCUGCGGAUGAUACCGUCCUCCGCUGCCCUUCCUGCCUUGCCAGGAUUUGCGCCUCCUGCCACGUAGAGUUCCAUGAAGGCUUGACCUGUGUCGAAUUCAAGGACAAUGUGUCAGGGGGCAACGAAGUGUUUCGCCGCUGGCGAGAGGAAAACGGGAUCAAGUCCUGUCCUAGCUGCAAGGCGGACUUGGAGAAGAGCGGCGGCUGCAAUCAUAUGACUUGUGCGCGAUGUGGAACACACAUGUGCUGGGUCUGCUUGAAGACUUUUAAUGACAUUGAUAGUGGUGGAGGGGUGUAUGCGCACAUGCGUCGAGAACACGGAGGUAUCGGAAUCUAG
Messenger RNA from Dichomitus squalens LYAD-421 SS1, 2664 nucleotides. RefSeq lists its product as uncharacterized. The record is from RefSeq and is a predicted model, not a curated record. NCBI's taxonomy places the organism in Eukaryota, Fungi, Basidiomycota, Agaricomycetes, Polyporales, Polyporaceae. The transcript has 2 exons. Gene Ontology annotation, cellular component: ubiquitin ligase complex. Gene Ontology annotation, molecular function: zinc ion binding; ubiquitin-protein transferase activity; ubiquitin binding. The coding region runs from base 1 to 2664 and encodes 887 amino acids. Gene Ontology annotation, biological process: protein linear polyubiquitination; proteasome-mediated ubiquitin-dependent protein catabolic process.